GUCAUUAAGACCUACAGCAUUAUGUAGUCACUUAUCAUAUUUUCCUGUUGUAAAACAGUAAGUUCCACAUAUAGCUACAGCAAGAGAAAGCUGCAAAGUGUUAUUUUCUCAGUGCUUUGGUCUUUUCAAGUAAGUGGGUUCAAGUCCAAGUGAAGUCACGAUUCUUUGCUGUUCAAGUCCAAGUCGAGUUGCAAGUCUUUGAACAUAUUGUCGAGUCUAAAGUCAUCAAAUUCAUGACUUGACUCCAAGUCAUGUAACUCGAGUCCACACCUAUGUGCAGCAGUGCCCGCAUUGUAAAUGUAAAAAAUUGCCGACGAUCAGGCUCAUUAAAUCGUGGCAGCCAAAAUCGUGAUCACGGUUAAAGUUCUAUUAAUUGUGGAGCCCUGUCGCAAUAUAAAAAAUAUAUCUAUUACAUGAACAUUUGAUGUUAUGUGCUGGAAAUCAGCUUGCUCACAAAAUGUGAUGUAGACCAUCAUCAUGGGAAUGCUGCUCUUAGACCUGAGAUUUGUUGACGCUGUUGCGACUUUUGGCUUGUCCCACCAGAGAUCACGGGUUCCACUGUAAUUGAAAUUUCAAGUGAUAAGUAUAAAAUUUUUCUGUGAGGCUUUUAUGACAAUCUGUGACCUGGUUGUAUACUAUUGUAUUUUCCAGGUCACCACCGUUAGUGUGGUGGACGAGACAUCGAGAGUGCCACAGCUGUGCAUGGCGACGCCGUGGUGGCAGUCAUUUCCAUGGUUACAGUGAUCCAUGAUGGCCUGUGAAUGCAUGCCUCCUGCAGACAAUGCUGUGCACUCUCAUUACUGCCCGCCAUGCGUCCUAUAUCCAGCUGGGAAUGCCACACAGCAGGAGGAGAAGGAGGAGAGGAAAGCUUACAAUGUGAAUAAUGGAGGGAAGCAUGGAAUGAAAAGAAGCUUUAAAAGUGGAGCGUGGCGUGAAAUUAAGAUGAGAGUAGAUUGAUGCCGAGGUGUGGAGGAAUCAAAUAAAAAGCAAUAGGAGAUUAAUUGGGACUGUAAUAGACACUGUCAAUUGAAAAAAACAACCUUUUUUUGAUUGCUUUGAUGUACAGUGGAACCUGUAAUAUCCCACAAUUUGAAUUUGUCAGGAAAAAUACGCCUCUUUGGUUGGUCAUUCGCGACCUGACACAGCCAGAACCAUAAAUUGAAUUUAUUGUGGUAAGCAAGACUGCCCAGACAAAUAGAGCUGUAACUGACGAUUAUUUUAAUAAUUGAGUCAUCAGUCAAUGAUUAUUUUUGAUUCAUUGAUGAAUCGGAUGAAACAAAACUUUAAUUAAAUUUCAAUUCCUUUAUUAAAAAACAGGACAAUAUAUCAAAUUGAAAAUUGAAGAAAAUGCCUCAACAACAACAACUGAUGAAAUUUUGCAUCGCUACAUCCAAAAAUAACAUCAAUUUCUCUCGUUCAGGUCAGGUUUUUAUGCUUGUUGUUAACAGUUUAUUAAUGAAAUGUUACCAACUUUGCUUACUGUAAAUUUAAUAGUAGGCAUGGAUAAAAAAGUAAGUACCUGGAAAUUGAAUGUUACGUCAUUAUUGUUCAAAAUUUAGGGCAUAAACCUGAAUUUGAACCUCUAAAGCGAAAAUACCUAUACAAAAAUGUGGCCAUAGUUCAAAAUGUUGACCUGACUGAGCAAAACCAAUGUGAUAUUUGUUGACCAGUGUUAUGAGUCAGUUCCUGGUUUGGUCUUUGGUGGGUGGGUGGAUAAUAAAAAGAAAUGAAAAAGAAGAGGAAAAACAGCAUAAAGUCAGCUACAUUUAGUUUACGUUAAAAGACUCAAGCACGCGUUUUCUGUAGCUUGUCAUCAAAGUUAAUGGUUCAUUUAUCACAAUUUGUUAUCAUAUGGUACUGGACUGGACCAAAAACCAGAUGGAGGCGGAGGAAGUAGUGGAGAAUGGUUUAUUUGGGGUAGCUCAUGGUUCGUAUAUCCAAGGCGUGAUGGUGUUCCAUAGGAACAAGGAAUGUGCAGGAAGCAGGAGCGUGAGCAGGCGGAAGAGCUUUACGGCGAGGUUGGAGCGGGCAGCGAAGCAGGAGACACGGGAGGCACACUGGAAGCGGAGGACGACACAAAAGGGUGCGCGGGCGAGGAGGUGAUGAUAGCUGGAGAGAGAAGCAAAAGCGAGGCAAAAAGCACCACCCAAACUCCAAAAGGAUCCUUCAGUGCAGAAGGUGGGCGGAGGCAGAAAGAAGACGGUGUCAUUCAGCAGCAUUCCCUCAGAGAAGAAGGUCAACAGUGCAGCCGACUGCCUGGCCUUCAUGCAGGGUGGAUGUGAGCUGAAGAAGGUGCGGCCCAGCUCCAGGGUCUACUGUCGCUUCUACACGCUGGAGGCUGACCUGAGCUGCUUGCGUUGGGAACCGUCCAAGAAGGACGGGGAGCGGGCCCGCCUGGAUGUCUCCAGCAUCCGAGAGGUGCGAACUGGCAAGAGCACCGAGACCUUUCUGCAUAACGGCCUCCUCUCUGAACAAUUGGCAGAGGAGGCCGCGUUCUCUAUCAUACAUGGGGAGGACUACCAGUCCUUAGACUUGGUGGCACUCUCAGCGGACGUGGCCAACAUCUGGGUGACGGGCCUCCGCUACCUUUUGGCGCACCCCUCGAUGGUCGGUGGAGGAGUCGGAGGUCUGGGAGAAGGAGGAACAAUGGAGGCCAGUUUGGGCAGCAAGAUGAGGAGCGAGUGGCUGGCAAGCGAGUUUGGACGAGUGGACGAAGACGGUCAUGGCAUCGUGUCCGAGGACGUGGCUGUCACGACCAUCGUCAAACUGUGUCCUGGCAUCAAGGAGGCCAAGGUCCGUCUGCGCUUCAAGGAGAUCCAGCGCAGCAAGGAGAAGCUGACCUCCCACGUGACACGCGAGGAGUUCCACGAGGCCUACUGUGAGCUGUGCACCCGGCCCGAUGUCUACUUCCUGAUGGUGCAGCUGGCCAAGGACCGCGAGUGUCUAGACGCUCAGGACCUGCGUCUCUUCCUGGAGACAGAGCAGGGUCUGUCCUUGGCCACGACUGAGGGCUGCCUGGAGCUCCUGAGGCGCUAUGAGCCCUCAGCACAGGGCAAGGAGAGGGGGCUGCUGGGGCUGGAUGGCUUCGCUCGCUAUCUGCAGUCUCCCGAGUGCCAGCUGCUGGACCCCGAGCACGAGGGGGUAUGCCAGGACAUGAACAUGCCCCUGUCGCACUACUACAUUAGCACCUCGUACCGGUCCUACCUUCUGGAUGAUCAGGUACAUGGCAGAGCGGACCUUGGUGGGCUGAUCAAAGCCCUUCAGUCUGGCUGCCGGUGCCUGGAGCUUGGAGUAACCGACGGCCCAGAGGGGGAGCCUCUACUCGGUGUUGACUACAAUCUGGACAUCCCUUGCCACCAUCAUCAGCAUUACCACCACCAUGCACCCAUCACCAUCCGUUCCGCUUUGGAGGUGGUCAACAAGUACGCCUUCCUGACCUCGCGCUACCCACUCCUAAUGUACUUGUGCCAGCGCUGCUCCCCUGCCCAGCAGCGUACCAUGGCACAGCACCUGAAGAAGGUACUUGGCUCCCGGCUUUACACUCCGGAGUCCCUGCCAGUCAGCCUGGGGGGGCGAGCCACCACCUUACCCACCCCUGAGCAGCUGAAGGGACGUGUUCUAAUAGUGGGCAAGAAGCUCCCUCCAGAGCAUGAAGGAUCCGAUGGGGAAGUGUCUGAGGAGGAAGAAGAGAUUGGAGGUGGGGGUCCUUUGGCUGGGCGGCGGAUGACCAUUCCGGGUGAAGAGGAUCUGGGUGUGGUCUUGGUGGUACCACCACCAUCACAACCGAGGAAGCUCCGCUUACACAAGGAGCUCUCGGACCUGGUGGCCAUCGCUCGGACAGACAGCCGCCACUUUUACGCCCAACGAGCCGUACACAAGCAGCACUCGCCGCCCAGCAGUCCCGGGUCUCCCUGCACUCCCUUGGUGAACGAGACACCCUACUGGACACUGUGCUCUCUGGGCGAGGGGGAGGCCGGGCGGCUGAGCACAGAGAGCCCGGAAGACCUUGUCAUGUUCACCAAGCGCACUUUAACGAGGGUGCGGCCCAGCUCAGUGCGCCUGGACUCCAGUAACCCCAACCCGCAGGGAUACUGGAAAGGGGGCGUGCAGCUUGUGGCCUUAAACCAGCAGACCCCCGGUGCCAUGCUCGACCUUCACAAGGGCCGCUUCUCUCAAAACGGAGGGUGUGGUUACAUUCUCCGACCUGCCGUCAUGAGGGACGAGGUGUCGUAUUUCAGCGCCCAUACACAUGGCUGCGUGCCUGGUGUACCACCGCAAACUCUUCGCAUUAAGGUUAUUAGUGCACACAACCUACCUAAACCUCAGGGAUCAGGUGCCAAGGGAGAGGUCAUUGACCCGUACGUGGUCCUGGAACUACACGGAGUACCUGCCGACUGUGCAGAACAGCGCACACGCACUGCUCUACAGAACCAGGAUGACCCCCUCUUUGAUGAGACCUUUGAAUUCCAAGUGAACAUGCCUGAGCUUGCCCUUCUUCGUUUCGUCGUGCUGGAUGAUGACUACAUUGGAGAUGAUUUCAUCGGCCAGUUCAGCGUGGCGUUCGAGUGCCUUCAGUCUGGCUACCGAAACGUGCCCCUGCUGGACCUGAUGGGGGAGCUCUUGCCCCAUGCCAGCCUCUUUCUCCACGUGGCCAUCACCAACCGGCGAGGGGGCGGAAAAGCCCACCGCAGGGGCCUGUCGGUUAGGAGGGUGGGUCGGCGUGGGCGUGAGUAUGUCACGUUAAGGAACACGGGUAUAAAGGCGGUGGACGAGACCUUCAAACUGGCCAGCACUCCCCUGAAAGAGGUGAUGGAUCUGCGGGAAGAAGCUCAGGGCACCAUCGCCAGUUUCAAAGAGCAGUGUGGGCUCCCCACGGUGGCCAAACUCAAGCAGUGCAUCCAGAGCCUGGCCACCAGGCUGCAGAGCCCCGAGGGCACCAUGGGGGCCAUUAUGGUGCUCAAGGAGGGCUACCCUUGUCUGGAGGCCCUCGUCAGUGUCACCGAACCCACCCGCAAGCUCCUUUCUGCCUAUGACACGAUGAUUGUGGCCCAGAAACAGCUGAUUGAGAAUGCUGAUGGUAUCCAGGAGAGGAUUGCGCAGGUACAGCGAGAAGGCAUGGAAUUCCACGAAGAUCUGUCUCGGCUGGGGGAGAAGGAAGGAAUGAAAGGAUGCAAGCUCAGCAAAGCUGUGGAAAGUUUCACUUGGAAUGUCACUGUGCUCAAGGGGCAGAGCGACCUGCUCCGUGGAGCCAAGAUGGAUUCGCUGGAUGCUCUGAGGCAGGUGGCACUGGCCUGCGAGGCCUCUGGACUCACCUCAACUUCCUCCAGCUCCUCCUCAUCCACCUCCUCUGCGGCCGAGCUGCACUACACCACUCAUGCCAUUAACAGGCGCCGAAGCAGCACACACAGCAACGGACGCAUCUGAUGUCGUUUCUUGUUUGAGUGGGAUGUAUCCGGUGCAGUAACUCUAAGAGUCUUACCGUGGUCCCAACUGAAGAGAAGCCUUUCACGAAUGACGUAAAAUUUGUGCUUCAUUUUCAGGCUCCUUGUAACUCAAGCGCAUUAACUCAAUUCAACUUAAGAACCGUGCGCGCUGCUUUAUCAGGUGGGUAACACAUAUUUGGUUCUGUAAAUGGUGGUCAAAAGAAGAAAUUUGGCAUUUUCCCCCUGCCAAACCGCAUAUGAAUAAUAUUUUGUUUCAUUCUUUAAAAUAAAAAGAAGAUAUUAUGAGUUUAAAUUCAAUAUUAUUCAGAUUUAAUAUAAAGAUUCAGAUUACAUUUAUUACAUUUGAAAAGCAUUGAAAACGUAGAAUUUCUAAGCAUUUAAAUUGCUGUCAUUCAAGGAGCACAUAUGCAUUUUAAUUAAUUUAUUAAAUUACAGGCAGUCAUAAAGAAGUGUUUUUGGAUUGAAGUCGCCCGCCCUAAAUCGAUCUGCCGGAACCCAUAUUUUUCACAUAUAUUAGGAACCCACCUAUAUUUGAUUUGAAAACUUAUGGUUUCUGUUUAUAUGAAGCUUAGCCCAAUUGAAUGUUCUCGUCUCAUAUUUUGCAUAUUCCUAGAUAAAGUCCUGUCAGAAGCACUGUCGUUUCCCAGAUCAUAAUCAUGUUACAUCAAUGAAAUGUAACACGCAGUAUUCUUAAGCAGCCGAAUUACGGUGCAGGUUGUCACCUCUGAGAGGCCGGGUAAUUGGAGACGUUGUUUUUUUGGAAGACGUACAUGUGUGGAUCACAUGAACCCAUUUCCUGCGACAUUUUGCGACAGGUUGUAAAUCAGGAUGGCACUGUAUGAAAUGGAUGUAGCAAUAAUAACAAUAGAGAAAAUUGGUUAAAAAAAUAGAUUUAGGGUGAUGUGUCUUUCUAAUCAAACUGGUUGACUCUUUGAAUGUGUGACAACAUCGACUGCCUGCUGAUGAUGGUUAACUUUGGCCUUUUGAGUGCACAUGUAUGUUUUCUUGGUAUUAUUACGUCGUCUUUUAACCUGAACUUCUUGAGUCGUCUCAUCUGUUUGUUUGGAACCCGCAGUUUAUGCACAGGGAGAACAAGCAAACGCCACACAGUAAAGCUGGAGCCCAGAUUUGAACCCAGAACCUCAGAACUGUGAGGCAAAUGUGCUAACCGCUCUCCCUUCCAUACUAUUUGUGGUAAAUAAAUUAUUUUCUGACCCAUUAAGUGAAUUAAUUUCUCAUGGCAUGAUCUCUCGGAACAGUGAUUGGAAUGGCUGACUUGGUUGAGAAUACGUCGCUAUGUUAUGAUGUCAUGCUACUUAUCGCCAGGCUCCACACUGGAAAAACAUGCCCGAUCGGGUUUACCUUGCCGAACUGGACUGCCACGAACUGAAUUGCAGUUCCCUCUUUUGAGCGAACAAGACGAGACGGACACGUGCUAGCUUGUUCAGUCUGAAGUGACAUUUUGUAUGUUUGUCUGAAAGCGCUGACCCUACUUUGACAAGAAAAUCUAGGAGCGUGUCCGAAUGAUUUUUUUUUGUUAAUUCUUAGAUUUUGCAUUAUAGACCAUCCAGAUGCAUCUUGGAGUGUUCCUCCCAAAAUGUGCGGCAGCUCACAAGACGAUAGUUUGAGGCGAGCAGGAUCCCUAAAUUGGAAUUCCAGACAUAUCAGCCUUCCUCAAUAAAAAGGUUUAAAGAGGUCCAGUUCAGGAAAAUGUCUUAAAGACGAUGUCUGAACAGGCUGAAUCGGUCCCAUAUCAGCUACACAAAUGUCACCAAUGUGAACCGCUUCACUACUGCAUGUUUGAUUUUAAUUCAGACGUUUUGCUGAAACUUGAGGAAAACACAGAGGUUUUAUAACAUCAAUUGCUUAUGCCAUACUGUACCGCCGGACUCAUGUCUGUGCAUUGCUUUUGCUUGUCUUUUAAUGAACUACGUACGUUUUGUUUUCGCUUUCAGUCCAGGUAAGCUGACAGGAUGCCAAAGAAAUUGAAACAAAGUAAAUAAGAAGAAGUGGCACGGUGGGAGACUGGUUAGCACAUCUGCCUCACAGUUCUGGGGACUCGGGUUCAAAUCCAACCUCGUCUGUGUGAAGUUUGCAUGUUCUCCCUGUACCUGUGUGGGUUUUCUCCAGGUACUCCGGUUUCCUCCCACAUCCCAAAAUCAUGCGUGGUAGGCCGGUUGAAGACUCUAAAUUGCCCAUAGGUGUGAAUGUGAGUAUGAAUUUGUCUGUAUGUGCCCUGCAAUUUGAUGGCGACCAGUUCAGGGUGUACCCCGUCUCUUGCCCGAAGUCAGCUGAGAUAGGCGCCAGCACAGCACGUGACCCUAGUGAGAAAAAAAAAAUAAUAAUAAAAAAAUGGGUGGCUGGAUCAAUAAGAAGAAAGACACGAAUAGACACGAAUGACAAGUCUUUUCGGAGGGUUACGGUGUUAGGUUUUAGUAGUUAGGUCUGACAUAGUUUAAAAUAAGGUCGUCGGCACGGUACUGUACGCACUAAGAGAGUCAGCGGCUAGCUAAUGAAGAGUGCAAAUCAAAUUAGAUAAUGACUGUGGUGGCCACAUUUAAAAGUGUUCUUGUUUAACUUACGUUGUUACUAUGCCAAAAGCUUGUGCACAGGUGUCAAACGGGUGGCCCGGGGGCCAGCUCCGGCCCGCCAAUCUCGGCCCCGCGAAAGCAAACCAAAACUGCUAACAGUGUUCCAAUGUAAUAUGUUGAGAUAUUGCAAGCAUUUUUGUUUACAAUCCCACUUUGAAAAGAAAUGUAGUGGUUAAAAAACAUGCUUUUAGAGGCUUCUGAUUUCACAACUAGUUGUUCAUCAAUUUGUUGUGUAUAUCUAAGGGACCCGAACCCUGACACAAAUAGCGAAAAUCUGCAAUAAUUGACGCCCUCUCCAAAUGGUUUAUAAUUGCCUAUAGAUGCCACAAGAUGGCAACAAAGCACUAUCUUUGUCUAAAUGAAACACCUGAUCUCAUUUCAACAUAGUUCUUUUGGUCCAAGAUGGCACCAGAUGGCGACAAAGUACUCCUGUUGCAUGGGCCUAAGCACAAAAACAGCAGAAAGGUGAAUUUUUGAGCCAAUAAUGCAAAAUAGGUUUUCAAAACAAAAUCCAGAAAUCGGCGAAUUGACUUUUCUACCAUGUUCAAUUCUAUUGAGAUGCACCUGUAUGUAAUGUAGAGCUCCUUGUUGUAAUGUAUUUUUACUGUCUUUACUUUGGCUUGUACAAACAAUACUCAUGCCUUGUAUUAAGAUGCACCCACUUUGUCAUUGUCACAUCUCUGUAGGUUAAUACAUUUAAAAAAAAAAAAAAAAAAAAAGAGUAGUCCUGUGAAUGUUUAAAUUGACGAGUUUAGGGCGUUUAUUAUCCUCUUCGUGCCACUCUCACACACUCCAGUUUUCUGUACUUGAACCCUCGACCUGAUACAUUGUUUUCGGUAUUUAAAACCGGAGCGUUUACUUCUGGAAAGGGCACUUACAGCGGGAGGCAAGUAGUCACUGCCAGGCUCGGCUUGAGCGCCAUGGAGAUAUCAUGCACAACCUCAGCAGAGAAACCGCUACAGCUUUGGCUCUGACUGUUACCUAAUUUGGAAUUUUUAGAGACCACCAUUUUAGACAGGAGAACGUCGCGUUCAGGUGUCCGCAUUGCCCACGUGUCUUAAACCUUUCGAACCUCUCUGUGCUCUUUUCUGUGUGAGACCUAUCUUUGCAAAUGUGUGGUCCAGUAGGGUUUUACGCCUUUAAAUUUUUUGUGUUUCAACGCCUACAGAAAUAUGUAAAGUGUACUUGUACCUCUCAUUGUGAUAUAACGUACCACCUGUGUGGCAUCUGCAUUGACGGCGAUGGCUUGACCCAGUCUCGUUCCCCCAACUGUUCUAACUGUUGUUUUUUUGUUUUGUUUGUCUUUGUAAGAUGGAAUGAAGACCAAAAGAGAUAAUGAAAUAUUUAUUGAUGUGUAUUUUAAAAGCUAUGUAUGAAUAUAUUUAAUAACUAAAUGAACAUUGCUUUUAUUUUAAAAAGCUACUGUGUUUUCUAUCUGACAGGCAUUCUAAUGUAACAGUAUGUAUCCCACGCUUAAUAAAGUGAUCUUUUUACU
Phycodurus eques (leafy seadragon) is the source of this 9530-nucleotide messenger RNA. RefSeq names its product phospholipase C like 1 (gene plcl1). The transcript is spliced from 13 exons. Gene Ontology annotation, molecular function: phosphatidylinositol-4,5-bisphosphate phospholipase C activity. NCBI's taxonomy places the organism in Eukaryota, Metazoa, Chordata, Actinopteri, Syngnathiformes, Syngnathidae. The coding region runs from base 2266 to 5424 and encodes 1052 amino acids. The record is from RefSeq and is a predicted model, not a curated record. Gene Ontology annotation, biological process: lipid metabolic process; intracellular signal transduction.